AUGGCUGGAAGCAAAGAUGAACCUUCUCCGGACGAGCUGAGAUCAAAGCGCCAGGCUACAAUGCCGAUACCACCGAGUCCGAAGAAGCCUAGUUUCUUGAAACGUGCCUUUACAUCUCAUAGUCGGAAUAAGAGCAAUACUGGAUCGUCUACACCCACUUCCCAACCUCGCAGUCCUCCUUCGCCACAAUCGCAAGAUCAGGACUCAUCCUCACGGCCUCAGUCCAGUGCUUCACAGACACCUUCAGCCAUCUCAGCGAGACCUUUACCGGACAACGUUGGGACUAGGACCUCGACACCUGAAACACAGUCGUCGCAUCCGAAAGAGGCUUCCAAGGUCGAUUCAGUAACCAGUAGUCGGCCACUGAGCGCAGUGACGCAACCUCAGACUGAGCCUGCCGAGUCGCCUGCUGCAUCCUCCACUACGUUCGAGCACCACGACUCCGAAAAUACCGACACCUCAAGCGCUACCGAGCACGAUGAUACCCAUGCGCAUGACGAUCUUGAUGGGAAAGACGAAACAGAUCCCAGCCGCUCCGACUCGCGAACUUCAGGCAUCAGAUUUCAAAUCGAUGCGGCACCAAUCACACGACUGAAGCACGAGAACUCGAAUUCAGUGCAACGACGGCCUUCCAUCUUCACGAGGAAUGCAGAGCAUGGUCUUCAGGGUGUGAACGAAGGUGUUGGUUCGAAAGCCCGGCGGCUAUCUACGGCUGUGCCGCGUGAUGAUCUGGUCGUAGAUGAGUGUCCACUGGAGACGCACUUCAACUUUGUCAAUCGCAUGCACAAGAAGCCGAUCGGUGAAGGUGGUGCUGCAACAGUCCAACUAAUGAACAGCAAAACAGCAAGCGAAGGUAAAUCGAAAGACAAAGUCUUCGCUUGCAAGGAGUUCCGACCUUGGGAAGAGGAAAACGAAACCCAGGACGAGUACCAGCGCAAGAUCAAAAGUGAAUUCGCCAUCGCCAAAUCUCUUGAGCACCCGAAUAUCGUGCAAACUUACCAAUUAUGCUACUCCGAGCAUUUGAGUAAAUGGAACCACGUAAUGGAAUGGUGCGAAUACGGCGACUUGAACGACAACCUCACAAAAGGCUAUUUCUCCAUGGAAGACAAGAACUGCAUGUUCAAGCAACUGAUACGAGGCGUUGAAUAUAUUCACAGUCGCGGGAUCGCGCAUCGUGACCUCAAAUCCGAGAACCUCCUGCUGAACAAAGACGGCUGUCUCAAAAUCGCCGACUUCGGUACCUCAGAAGUCUUCUCAGGCACACAUCCAGGUUUCCAACGAUGUCGAAGACCAAGCAUAAUCGCCCCUGACGCCCCAAUCCGGGAAUGCGAUCCAGGACUUGUGGGGAGCAGACCGUACAUGGCUCCCGAAGUCCUCGAACACGAAUACCCUUACGACCCUCGAGCGAUAGAUAUAUGGUCCUGCGGUAUCGUCUACAUAACCAUGAUCGUGGUCGGCACACCAUGGGAUGCUGCUCAGCCGAGCGAUAGACGGUACAACGCCUACGCCGGCACAUGGGAUGACUUUAUAGCGAAAUACUCACCCGACUACGACUUUAUUAAAGCUUCCGAAGAGGAAGCUGGUCCCAUGCCCGCUGCCGCGCGCUCUCAAGCGUGGAAGAAGAUUACGAUCUUCGAAGGUUCGACCGUGGUGGGCAAUAUCCGGGCCUUACUUUUCGCUAUGCUUAAUCCAGAUCCCAAGCAUAGAGCUUCGGCGAAACAAAUCCUGGACUCGAAGCCCUUGAUCGAAAUGCCCUGUUGUCAGCAAGCGGGUUAUAGCGAUGAUAUUCUGAAGAGGCAGAGGAAGGCCAUGCAUGUACAUUGUCCUCCCGACAAACGGAAGAAGGGCAAAUCGGGAUAG
Molecule: messenger RNA, 1860 nt
Organism: Recurvomyces mirabilis
Lineage: Eukaryota; Fungi; Ascomycota; Dothideomycetes; Mycosphaerellales; Teratosphaeriaceae
Exons: 1
Coding region: 1-1860 (619 amino acids)
Biological process (GO): intracellular monoatomic cation homeostasis; intracellular signal transduction; protein phosphorylation
Cellular component (GO): cytosol
Molecular function (GO): protein serine/threonine kinase activity; ATP binding
Source: RefSeq, a predicted model, not a curated record